This is a messenger RNA of Brassica rapa (field mustard), 1498 nucleotides long. RefSeq lists its product as uncharacterized. The record is from RefSeq and is a predicted model, not a curated record. NCBI's taxonomy places the organism in Eukaryota, Viridiplantae, Streptophyta, Magnoliopsida, Brassicales, Brassicaceae.
CUAACGCAUUCGUGGAGGUCAUAGCUCCACCACACGUGGCGUGAGGAAAGAGAAACUCCGAAUCCACAGAGCUAAUUGGUGGGGAGCAGUGGUGGUGCUCUCCUCUUCUCCUCCUCCUUCUUCAUCCAUCGUCCCUCUCGUUAUAUCUCUCUCGGCAUACCCUAAUCUUCAAUCCCUAAAGGUGUGAUUGUGACGUUAUGGCCAAAGCUACAAGGACACGACGCAGGGUUCACUCCCGACGGAUCAGAGCAAGGCCUUACAAAUUCCAAUCUUCUAAUCGUCUCGUCACAAGGAACGUGUUUCCAAAAGAUUGUUCCAAGUGUAUAGAGAAGAGGGACAACUGGGAGAAUGUUAUCUGCUCGGUUUGCAUGGAGUGUCCUCACAACGCUGUUCUUCUCCUCUGCUCAUCUCAUGACAAGGGUUGUCGUCCUUACAUGUGUGGCACCAGUUUCCGCUACUCCAACUGCUUAGAUCAGUACAAGAAAGCGUCAGCUAAGCUAAAGGCAGCAGCAGCGAGUCGUCCACCGAGCAAUAAGUCCGAGCUUGGGAAUCUCACGUGCCCACUUUGUAGAGGCCAGGUGAAAGGCUGGACGAUCGUGCAGCCUGCGCGUGACUAUUUGAAUCUCAAGAAGAGGACCUGUAUGCAGGAGAACUGUGUCUUUGCUGGAAACUUCAAAGAGCUGAGGAAACACAUGAAAGUGGACCAUCCUUGUGCGAGGCCGCGUGAAGUUGAUCCUGAAGUGGAGCAGAAUUGGAGAAGGCUUGAGAUUGAGCAUGACCAGAAUGAUGUUAUGAGCACGAUUAGGUCGUUAAUACCUGGUGCAACGGUGCUUGGGGAUUACGUUAUAGAAAGGAACAACAACAACAACGACGGCAACGGUUCUGACUCAGACGAGGGUGGUGAUCAUUACAACGGUUCAGGGAUGGAUGCUGGGUUUGGUAGAAAUUUUUUGAAUGUUAUCCUUAUGAUGCAUGCUGUUGAGGCGUCAAGGAAUCAGACAAGACGCUCUGAUUCAGAUUCGAAUGGAACAAAUGAGAUGACUUUCUCUGGAGAGGAAGAGGAAGAUAGGCAGAGUACCUCUCUGGCAAGUCGAAUGAGGAGACAAGGACGGGUUCUACUAGGACGAUCAGGUAGGAGACGUAGAGCUAGAGAAGCUAACCAGAGACCAGGUCCUCCUAGAUGAGAGAGAGAGAUCACAAGCUCAAAAACAAAACCCUUCUGUCUGAUUUUGAGUUUCAGGUAAGUUUUAUGGUAAUGGUUUAGAAUACAAGUGACCUGUUUUACUGCUUUCACCAUUGGAGAAUUUGGGGAUUUGACUCAGAUUUGCUCCUGAUUGUCAAAGAAGCAGGUCUGUGUUUUAAUGUAUCCUGAUGUAACUUUUCUUUGUCAAAAUUUACAUAUGUGAAUAAGCAUGGUGAUUAGUAGUGAUGCUCACUAUUUCAACAAUGAUGAACAAAUUGGUUACUCGUUUUGUUUAUAAAUUUCGUGUUCCCUUAA